Cynoglossus semilaevis (tongue sole) is the source of this 2078-nucleotide messenger RNA. It is a transcript of the gene minpp1a, whose product is annotated as multiple inositol-polyphosphate phosphatase 1a. NCBI's taxonomy places the organism in Eukaryota, Metazoa, Chordata, Actinopteri, Pleuronectiformes, Cynoglossidae. The record is from RefSeq and is a predicted model, not a curated record. Gene Ontology annotation, molecular function: acid phosphatase activity; inositol phosphate phosphatase activity. The coding region runs from base 31 to 1470 and encodes 479 amino acids. The transcript has 5 exons.
GAUAUAGAAUGUUGGUUGGACAGUCGAUCGAUGACGUCAUCAGUUAGGGUCCUCGGGCGGAAUUUGCCUGAACUGUGUGUUAUCAUGACGCCCAACUUUUGGAUCCUCGUCGUCGCGCUUCUCAUCAACAUAACCGGGUUUUACUGCUGUCUUUAUUCGGAAGAAGACCCAGACAUACCAGUCAUUGCCAAAUAUUUCACCACCAAGGGGAGAUAUGAGGAAGUGAACCCACAUCUCCGAGACGACAUACUCUUCGUCAAUAGGUCCGCCCUGAAGCCUCCAUCUCCACAAUGCCGAGAGGCUCAUCUGACAGCCGUCAUCAGGCACGGCACCAGAUACCCUACGAUUAAAAACAUCCAGAAGAUGAGACGGCUGUACGGGCUGGUUGAGAGCCGAGCCUCUGGAGAAGAGAGCUGGCUGCGGGAAAUCCAGAGCCAGUGGACGAUGUGGUACACGGAUGACAUGGACGGCCGACUGGCCAUGAAAGGAGUGAGUGACCACAAGCACCUGGCCGUCAGGCUGUCCAAGCUCUUCCCCUCACUGCUGACUGAGGAGAAGCUGCGGGCUGGACAGGUGAACUUCAUGACGAGCUCCAAGCACAGAUGUGUCAACAGCACGUUGUCCUUCAUGGCGGGACUGACAGAACAGUGGGCGAUCAGAGAUGUGGAGUUUGAACACACACUGAAUGAUGCUCUGAUGAGAUUCUUUGACAAGUGCACCAGGUUUGUAGAGGAAAUUGACAAAAACGCCACAGCCUUAGCAGAGAUGCAACUGUUCAAGGAGGGACCAGAGAUGAGGAGGGUCCAGGAAAAAAUCGCAGACCGCCUUCGUGUCCCAUACCAGUCCAUCACAGAGGAAAUGGCAGAGGCUGCCUUUGAUUUGUGCGCGUAUGAGUUUGCCAUCAAGGCCGUGAACUCGCCUUGGUGUUGCCUCUUUGAUGAAGUUGAUGCUCUGGUUAUGGAGUAUUCAAAUGACCUGAAGCAGUUCUGGAAGAGAAGCUACGGCCAUGACAUCAACAGCAAGGCAAGUUGCAUAUUGUUCCACGAUGUGUUCAGCCGACUGGACAAGGCAGCAAACGAGAUCAAAUCUGGCCAGCAAGUGACUGAAGCUGUGACAAUCCAGAUAGGCCACGCAGAGACUCUACUGCCACUGCUUACCCUGCUGGGCUUCUUUAGGGACAGUGAAGCCCUGAAAUCAACAAACUUUGCCCAACAGGCCCAGCGUUCUUUCCGUACCAGCUACAUGAUGCCCUACGCUGCUAACCUGCUUUUGGUGUUGUACGACUGCGGAAAUGGUGACCUGAGACUGCAGGCACUCCUCAACGAGAAGCCUGUGGCGUUUCCUGGUUUGACUGACCUGACAUCCUCCAUGCCACGUUAUGAAGAUGUCAGAAGUCACUACAGAGAACUUCUCCGGGGCUGUGACUUUGAGACUGAGUGUCAGCUGUUCAACAAACCAGUGGACAGUUAGGCAGACCAUGUGGAAUUAUGUCAAUCCUGUGUUAUUUGCAAGUGCGAAUGUGGAUAUUGUAAAGGUUUUAACCUCCUGCUUUUAAUUCUUACCAUGUCCUCAAAAUAUCACUUCAAGUGCUAUGCAACAUGAAAGAGUUAAUUACCAAAUACUACCUUGUGAUUUUUUUUAGUAAUAGUAUUAUACACAUUAUACACAAUUUUAAUGGUUCUCAUGGCUUUAACAAGAGAUUCAAGUGUCAUAUCUACAGAUUUAUCAUUUUAAUGCUACACCUGCUCAUUUGCGUUGAAGCUCAUAGCAGAACACACGAUUACAGCAAUUAACCUCGGGACAUUUGCAAUUUAUAUUUUAUUUGGUUUUUAUUUGCAGUGGAGGUCUUUAUCUAAAAAUGAACUGAAUGAUGUUUCGAGGAAAGCCAAAAAAUUGACCUUUCCCUUUUACCCUACAGAAUUCCAGAGCUACCACACCAACAAGAAACACGUCAGUCCAUUUUAAUUGGUCUUUUGAUUCAGCAGUAUCACCUCACCAGUGUUUUUGCAGCUUUCAUUAUUUUUGCACGUUUUAUUGAUUGUAAAAUUAUGACCUGAAAUAUAUGUUUUUGCAGUGUA